This is a messenger RNA of Pantherophis guttatus, 1402 nucleotides long. It is a transcript of the gene ZNG1C, whose product is annotated as Zn regulated GTPase metalloprotein activator 1C. Lineage: Eukaryota; Metazoa; Chordata; Lepidosauria; Squamata; Colubridae. The record is from RefSeq and is a predicted model, not a curated record. Gene Ontology annotation, cellular component: cytoplasm.
GUACUCAGGGUAGGAACUUGUCAGACGAGAGGUGGAGUUACUACAGCGGGAGCCAAAGCACCGGUGUUUGACAGAGAUGGAAAGAGAGAUGGAUGAUGAAGAGGAUUGUCCUGAAUUGAUUCCCAUAAAGGAGCCAGCAAUAAAGGAUAAUGUGGAAGACAUUCAAUCUAGUAACAACUUUAAGAUUCCCGUUACUAUCAUCUCAGGAUAUUUAGGUGCAGGAAAAACUACUCUUCUUAAUUACAUUUUGACUGAACAACAUAGCAAGAGAAUAGCAGUUAUUUUAAAUGAAUUUGGUGAAGGUAGUGCAUUGGAAAAAUCCUUGGCUAUAAGUCAAGGUGGAGAACUCUAUGAAGAAUGGCUGGAGCUCAGAAAUGGCUGUCUUUGCUGCUCAGUAAAAGACAAUGGUUUGAAAGCAAUUGAAAAUUUGAUGCAGAAGAAAGGGAAGUUUGAUUACAUUUUGCUAGAGACAACCGGAUUGGCAGAUCCAGGUUCUGUGGCCUCCAUGUUUUGGGUUGAUGCUGAAUUGGGAAGUGACAUUUAUCUUGAUGGUAUAAUAUCUGUUGUUGAUGCAAAGCAUGGGCUACAGCACCUAAAAGAAGAAAAACCCUCAGGCCUUAUUAAUGAAGCUGCUAGGCAAGUGGCUUUAGCAGAUCUUAUCAUUAUCAAUAAGGUAGACUUGGUUUCACAGGCUGAACUGAUGAAAUUAAGAACAGCUGUCUGCGCAAUAAAUGGAGUUGCCAACAUUUUAGAAACUCAGCGCUCAAGAGUUGAUCUCUCUAAUGUGUUAGACCUGCAUGCUUUUGACGGUGUAUCUGGAAAAAGUUUGCAGCAGAAACUUCAGCUUGAAGAAGAACCUCGUGCACAUCUAGAUAAGAGUAUUGUUACAUCCACUUUUGAAGUGCUAGGAAGUGCAACCGAAGAAGACCUAAAUGUGUUUAUUCAAAAUCUGUUGUGGGAGAAAAAUGUAAAAGACAAGAAAGGUAACCCCAUGGAAGUAAUAAGACUAAAGGGAUUGGUGUCCAUCAAAGAUAAAUCUCAUCAGGUGAUAGUUCAGGGUGUUUAUGAGCUCUAUGAUCUAGAGGAAACAACUGUGAAAUGGAAAGAGGAUGAACGAAUUAAUCGAUUGGUCUUAAUAGGAAGGAACCUGGAUAAUGAUAUCCUUAAAGCACUCUUUAUAGCAACUGUGACCAAAAGAGAAGAAAAUAGUUGAUACCAGCUUCAGAGGAAAAGUGCUUUGUAACCCUGCAUUUUUUUACCAAGGGAUUAUUAAAAUAUUUUGGGUCUAUUUUUCUUUUUUAAUAGUUGGGUCUUAUAAAACUAUUGCCCAUAUAUAGAAUAUCAAGUCUGAAUUUAUCUAGAAUUAGCAAUUAAUAAAGAAAAUAUGUGUGUGUCCUUGAAA